Angiostrongylus costaricensis is the source of this 420-nucleotide messenger RNA. The record is from the annotation of a GenBank genome assembly. NCBI's taxonomy places the organism in Eukaryota, Metazoa, Nematoda, Chromadorea, Rhabditida, Metastrongylidae.
AUGCCUGCCUUUCAACGCCGUCAAUGUUCUCGUCAACACGAGUUUGUCCAUCAACAUCGAUUCAUUCGAACAGCUAACAACCCGAAUCAAACGUUUAUGAUUAAAAAAACGUUAAUCAAUACCGGCAUUGACAAUCUUCGCGUUUACGCGUCGACAUCAAACUACUCCGAAAAAGAAGUUGAAGCGUUCUAUAUGGACCUGGAGAAGUUUUACAGAGAAGACCACACAUUCUUCAAGGUCAUCAUUGGUCAUUUCAACGCCAAGAUUGGAUUAAGAAGAACGUCUGAAAAACGUCACAUUGGAAACCAUGGAUUAAAAUGUAACGAAGAGGGUGAGCGGUUACCUCAGCUUAUCAUGGCGAGCAAGACCAUCCAUGUUAACUCGCAAUUCCAGAAGCCUCACCCCAAACGAUGGACGUGA